Molecule: messenger RNA, 1236 nt
Organism: Phytophthora infestans T30-4
Lineage: Eukaryota; Oomycota; Peronosporomycetes; Peronosporales; Peronosporaceae
Exons: 1
Coding region: 16-1233 (405 amino acids)
Source: RefSeq, a predicted model, not a curated record
CGCGUCCAGACAAACAUGGGCAAGACCAGCUUCACCUCUAAUCCCUAUCCAAAGCUCGACCUCACGGAAGCUGACCGUGAGAUGCUGCUGCAACUCGAAAAGGAUCUGAUCAACGAAGUGUUUCCGAGAUACGAAGAGUUCGUCGUUGUCGAUAAACGGAAAGUCAAACGUGCUCAAUGGAAAGCCAUCGGUGACGACAAGAACCUCCAUGUAUACGUCGAGCGAGACGGCUGGAGCGGUACUUCCCAAGACGAGGACGUUCCCGUUCAAGACAGCACCGACAGCUGGCAGAAAAAUAUGCCGAUCAUCCUCGCGGUGGGCACUUUUGAGGGAGAAUUAAACGACCUCAUGUUCGGUACUGUGAACCCAACACAAGAGAUCAUGCGAGUCAAGGCCUCGUAUGUCAAAGACUACAGUGAUGGCGCAGUGUUAGCCAAUAUUGUUGUACCCACCCUCGACGACCCUUUCCGUUCCGUAUCCAUCAAAUGGACACAGAUCAAUCUACCACUGAACCAGACUGGAUUGAUCCAAAACCGCGACUUUGUCUGUCUAGAAGCCACCGGUAUUCUACAUUUCGCUAAUGGAGACCGCGUCGGUUACCAGCUUCUUCAUUCCAUCGACUUCCCAAGUACCCCACCACUUUCCGGAACAAUCCGAGCUCGCCACAAGAUCAUUGGAUUCUAUCGACAAGUUAGCCACAAUGUCAUCGAUACGUACGCCUUCGACACGGUACAUCCAGGUGGGAAAGUGUUCCGAUCGGUGGCUCUGAAAGCCUCAGCUGAAGCUCUACUAUCCACGACAAACUACGUCAUCUGUGGCCAAGCUAAGAAGCUCACAUGGAGGCUACAACACCGUCACGCCGAGACACGGUCGUUCCGUCAUCGAAGUAGCACACGCAGCGUUCUCGGUGACAAUUCGUGUACAGCUUGUGCACGAAAUUUGGGUCCAAGAAGCUUCGGUUUCCCUAGAGUCACGGCUUUGGGAAAGAGUGUUUGUAAACUCUGUCUGAACCCCGUGUGUCUCAAGUGUAAACGUCCGAAAGGGAUCAGCUUCCUGACUCCGGAUGGGAAGCUUCUACGUCACAAAAUCACAUUCUGUGUCAUGUGUAUGAGCGAAGUCACGCAGAUGGAUGCGUUGCCAGCAGCACGUGAUCAAGCAGAGGGAUACCAAGCCUACAACGUCAUGGCUUCACUUUCCGGAUCCGACAUUCUUUCGGAUGAUCUGGAUGUCUAAUGC